AAGUAACGCGCAAGCAGUUGAAGUCGCGUCGCGAGUUGCCGAACCAAAAGUCAUUGUCUUGUUAACGUUAUUGCUUGUCGCCAACUUUCGUGCUGGCUCUAUUAUUUGUCAGUUUUAAUGUAAUUUAAUAUCCAUAGUGUUGUUGUGUCUGUUUAAUAUUUUGAACCCAAAGGAUACAAAAUUCCAGGAUGGCCUGGACAAGUUACCAGAAGUUCUUAGCUGUAAUGCUGGUAGUGACUGGGUCCAUUAACUCUUUGAGUACAAAAUGGGCAGACAAAUUACAAGCCAAGGGUUCCGAUGGACAGAUACGGGAAUUUGAACAUCCAUUUCUUCAGGCGGCGGCUAUGUUCCUUGGAGAGAUGCUGUGCCUGCUGACGUUUAAAUUGAUCUACUACAAGACGAAGAACACUGGAGGACAUGCUCUCACCAAUGGCAAUCAGAAUUUCAACCCGUUCAUCCUGAUGCCGGCUGCAAUGUUUGACCUGAUUGGAACUUCGAUCAUGUACAUCGGUUUGACGCUAACCUACGUCAGCAGCUUCCAAAUGUUCCGAGGAUCUAUCAUCAUCUUCGUUGCUGUUCUCUCCAUGACUUUCCUGGACAGAAGAAUCAUUCGACGCGAGUGGGCUGGCAUUGGGUUCGUGAUUAUAGGUUUAAUAGUAGUCGGUGUUACGGAUGCUCUAUACCAAUCAGCUGGCGAGGCUAAAGGAAGGAACAGUCUGAUCACCGGGGACCUUCUCAUCAUUGUUGCUCAAGUCAUCUCUGCUUGCCAGAUGGUUUACGAAGAAAAAUACGUCGCUGGUCUAAACAUUCCCCCUUUGCAAGCUGUAGGAUGGGAAGGUGUAUUCGGUUUCUCCGUACUGUCUUCUCUCCUAGUCGUGUUCUACUGGACUCCAGCCCCUCCACACUUUGGUAACAACGCUCGAGGAACCGUUGAAGAUGCUAUUGACGGACUGGUGCAAAUCGGCAACAACCCCCUGAUCUUAGUGGCGACAUUGGGCACGAUCAUUUCUAUUGCUUUCUUCAACUUCGCCGGCAUCAGCGUCACUAAGGAAAUCUCUGCCACUACCCGAAUGGUCCUAGAUUCUAUUAGGACGUUCGUGAUCUGGAUGGUGUCGUUGGCGGUGAGGUGGCAAGCUUUCCACUGGCAGCAUCUGAUCGGGUUUGCAAUCCUGAUCUUUGGCCUGUGCGAGUACAAUGGCGUGGUACCGAGUUGCCGUCGCCCCGCCCCUGAGCCCCUCACCGAUGACGCUGAGAGCCAGGCCGUGAACACCGAGCCUGAGCCGACAGAUCACGAUAAUGAGGAACAAUAGGUAAAGCAUUCUUUACCAAUUCAGUGUCCACCCCCAACAUAUCAAACGCACACGAGGAAUUUGGACUGGCCACUGAAUUUGUAAACGAAUAUAAAGUGAGAAACGGUAAUGCAGUGUAACUUAUACGGGGAACAUUGAUAUUUUGAUGAUGUUUACUAGAAAAUUUAAGGAAUUAUAGUACGGUAGUACGUUUAUACUACUCAAUGUAUAGUUCGCUCGAUAAUGUGUAUUCAGUGUGUGAGGAUCAUGUGUUUUAUAAAUUGGUGUUCACAUACAUACAUUUUCAUUAUAUUUCAUGACUAGCAAAAUAAUCUUUCUUGUUAAAGCCUGUCCGCAUUGCGAAGUAAAAUUAACGCGGAUUUGUUCUAGCACUGUAUCGCGUCUGUGUGAAGUCAAAGAAUAUUUUUCACGCGAUUUUUAUUCCGCCCUGCAGACUGGCUUGCCUGUUAAAUUUUUAUGCAUAAAUGAAAUGUAACUUACAACAUGGCCGUUAAUGUAUUUAAUAUAGUUGUAACACAUAGUACAUUAUAUACAUAAAAUCCACUCUUGUCUAAAGGAAAUAAGAAAUCAUUUUCACUAUAUUGGAAUCUUCAUAUAUUUUAUAGGACUAUUGAUGUUUAAAAGAUGUAUGAUAACAGAAUGUGUAAUAAUCGUAUGGUAAACUGUACAGCGUGAAUUUAAAUAACAGCUUUUCUACAACAGAACGAUUUAAGUAAUAUAAUAUAAAGGAAAAAUGUAAUGUUUAUAUUAAUAUAGUAUUAGUUAGUCAGGACGGCGUUCUUAAGACAGUUUAGUAGAUUGUACUUCUGUGACAAAAUCAUUCACAGAAGAACAAUCAAGAAGAACUCACGCUGUGUAUAUUUCAAAUGUAUGUCU
Messenger RNA from Spodoptera exigua (beet armyworm), 2186 nucleotides. Lineage: Eukaryota; Metazoa; Arthropoda; Insecta; Lepidoptera; Noctuidae. The record is from the annotation of a GenBank genome assembly.